Molecule: messenger RNA, 2189 nt
Organism: Chenopodium quinoa (quinoa)
Lineage: Eukaryota; Viridiplantae; Streptophyta; Magnoliopsida; Caryophyllales; Amaranthaceae
Exons: 6
Coding region: 834-1967 (377 amino acids)
Source: RefSeq, a predicted model, not a curated record
GUUUUUAUUUUUAUUUUUCCUACGGGUUUAAUAAUUUGAUUUAUAAAUCGUGCAUCGCACGGGCACUAUGCUAGUUGUACUAUAUAGGUAUAGUAUCAAAUUAUCAAUUGCCACAUGUUCAGUAAUCCCAAUACAUACCAUUUUGUAGAUCCGUACAACAUCACACUACUACAUUUUUGAUCAAAUGCCACGGCCUAAUAAAGGCUAUUGCAACGGUAUUUUAAUUGCCGUUGCAAUAGAGUAGGUUAAUGCGUUUUAAUGUGUGAGAAGUAGAGCUAUUACCACGGCUUUAAUGAACCGUUGCAUCAGCCUAGAUAUUUCAACAAAAAGGAAAGCUAUUGCAACGGUUUGUGAUUAUAGUAAUGGAAAUAGUACGUAUAGCAGGCGCGCUGAAAAUUUCAUCUUCCCUCUACUUUUUUGCCCAAAUAUUUUGAACCCUUAUUUUCUCUCUACUGUACUCUCCGUAUACUUUCCCCAUUUUUCUGAUUUCUCUAUUUUUCUGUUCGAAUUCACCAUUUCCCCCAUUUUUCCAUUUCCCCCAAUCCUCCAUUUCCCCCAAUUCUAUUAAGCUAUUUUAAUUAGCAAUUCCAAAAACUUUAAAUUCUCAAUUUUCCCCAAAUCUCCGAUUUUAAGGCCAUAAAAUACUCAAAAAUUACUUACAAUUUCUUGAAAAUUCUGAGAGGAAAACUUAGUGAAGUAGAGGAAGGCGGAACUCAAGAGGUGGUGUAAUUCAAGUGACGUUUGGUUGCUCAAGAGGCGGCGUAAUUCAAGUGGAGAAGUUCCAUUUUCGUUUUGCAUGUCCCUGUUGCUGAUAUCUCGACUUUGAGUUCAAGAUGAAACCGAGUAGACCCAAAGUUCCUACUUCCCAAAGUCAGAUAACUGAAUAUGAGUUGCAACGGCUUCAAAAACUGAAAUUCAAUGCAGAGAGAAUGGAAGCCCGAGGAUCAGCAUCUGUAGCUAAUAAGAUACUGGAAGAAAAAACAAAAGCCUUAAUUUGUCCAAGUGCAAGGCAAAAACGUAUACCAGAAAAUGAAGAUGAUGACUCUACGUCGGAAUACGAUGGUGAAAAUGAGGUUGAAACUGAUGACAUUAUGGAAGGUGACAAUGUCACUUCUGGAAAAAGAAAAUCUAGUAAGCAGGUUUCAAAGCAAGUAAAGAAGUCAUCAUUUCGCCCUAAAACUAUGGCUGAUGUUGUGGAAGUGAAUAGCCAUAAGAAGCAUGCAGUUGAUGAAGUUCAGAACACUUACUCAAUUGAGGUUGCUAGUGUUAAAGAUCAACGCAUCCAAAAGAAGCAGCAAGUUAUCUCAGAAAAGAAGGGAACAAAACGAGCGUUCUGUUCUCCUGGUUCUAUGUCAGCGUACCUUGAGUUCCGGAAAAGGAAAAAAGAAAAUAAUGAUGGGUUUGUAUCAGGUACUCAAUCUUUUAAUAAUUCUCUGACAAGAAAAGCAAUGAAUAAUGGCGCUGCAUUUAAUGAGAAUACCAAUGGUGAUGCUGAUGUACUAAGUGAGAAUGAGGAAGUGGAUGCACUAAAUGAGAAUGAUGAUGGUGUUGGUAAUGAAUAUGAGGGUGAUAAAGGAUUACAAGAUGAAGUUCAAUUUCAGUUUGGAAGCGAAGGAAUGCAAGAACCUCCUGAUUUAGAACCUAAAAAAGCUCCUAAAAGCAAAAGGCAUCGAGGUCCAACAAUGCUACCCAAGGUACAUGCACGAACAAGAGAAGAGCGUGAAGUUAUUGUUUUAAACUCAUCGGGCCAACCAAUUGGACCUACACGUGAAAUUGUUCAGGAGUUCAAGCAAUUCUUGGGUACUGUGGCAAGGGAUUCUGAACUUGCACCACUAAAUUACAUUAAGUUUCCAUGUCUACCCACACUUGACAAAAUGUGGGAGUAUGUCCAAGAAAAGUAUAUGGUUCCUGAAGCUGGAAGAGAAUGGGUGAUGCAAGCUAUCAAUGGAAGCUGGAAAGCUCAUUAAUGCUUGACUAAGAAGAACUACUUCUAUGCAUAUCCCACUGAUGCUUUAAGAUGGUUUCAUAAGCCAGACACAAUUUCAGAACCUCAAUUUAGAGAGCUUUUGCAAUAUUGGCAUUCUAAAGAGGUCGAGGAAAUCAGUAAGAUCAACAAAGACAAUCGCCUAAUUUUAGAUGACAUGCACACUAUGGGCCGUAACUCUUACGCAAUUUUACGGCAUGAGUUG